This is a messenger RNA of Parnassius apollo (apollo), 1092 nucleotides long. NCBI's taxonomy places the organism in Eukaryota, Metazoa, Arthropoda, Insecta, Lepidoptera, Papilionidae. The record is from the annotation of a GenBank genome assembly.
AUGCCUGGAGGUGUACGUACACGAGGUGGUAGAGUAGGACGCAGGGGGAGAGGAGUUUGCACCCGUGGUGGCACGCAGCAACGGCCGCAUGUCUCAGACGACGUUAUUAUUGGCGUGGUUGAAGAGCUGCCAACCGGCAGCCCCCUCGUGGUGCCAGCUGGCACAACACAUAGGGGUAGAGGGGUCCGCACCCGUGGUGGCACGCAGCAACGGCCGCAAGUCUCAGACGACAUUCAUCUAGGUUUGAUUGAGGAGCUGACAGCUGGCAGUCCUCUCGAGAUGCCUCUGCACCCGCCUAAGCGGCGAAGAUAUCUGCCACAUACUGCUGGAGCUAGAACCUCAGGUAUAUGGCAACCAACUGCUACAGACAUGGGAGGUGACGACGCGAGAGGAGACGUCGCGGGAGGCAAUGACACGGGAGGCGAUGACGCUGAUAUUCAGGGGGGAUUUCAGUAUGUUGAGUGUUCGUCACCGUUUACGCCACAUGCGCGGGUGUUGCAUGGUCACCAUCGUCGGCUUCUCGAUAGUGAAAUCGGUGACAUCCUCAAUUACGGGAGCGAAGACGAAGAAGAUUCAGAGGAGCGCGAAGGUGACGACAACAGUGAGCUUACGCUUCCCCGCUCAUUGCGGAUGUUCUUUGAGCCGGAAGAUGACACGCUCGAGGAAGCAAAAGCGGCUGGGCACAUUGAUGUGCUUCAGUUUCAUCCCACCCCUGAACCCUCACAGGUGGACCCUGGAGUGGUGGAAAAAGGCGGUAAAGGACGAAAGAAGAAGCUCAAUGUACCAGCGGUUAAAAUCAUAUCUGCAGAAGAUAUACAAAUACAGGCUGGCACAUCAAGAGAACCUGAGCAUUCUAUUAAAAAUAAGAAAGCAAAAACACCUAAACGAAAACCGAAAAAAAAUAUCAAAGAUUCUUCGAGUGAAACCGAUGACGAAGGUGAAAUUCAGUAUGCUUCAGACUCGACCAUUAAUCUCUCGGAUGAAUUCAUCGCAAUAGAAUCUGCAGCAGCUGCCGUUGAUAUCCCGAAUGCUACGCAGUUCAUUCCCAAGCCAGACGAUUAUGUUUUAGUAGAAUAUGAAGGCGAACAGUGA